UUCACUGCAAAGGGAACGCUUGUCGAGAAGACUAGGAGUAAAUUUCCUUUUGAAAAUGUUGCUUAUUUGCUGCCUUUUUCUCAACAUCAUGGUACGAUGCACCUUUUCCCAAGGAAUUAACUAUUUGCCGCCGAUCCACCACGGAGCCUAUUAUCCCGACGAAUACGACCACGACCAAGUCACCAAUGAUCUGAUGAGCUGGCACCCAUAUGACGUUGGCCACCCGUGGGAGUUGAGCGGUUUGUUGGAGGGUGACAUCAUGGAGUCGCCUGAGAAGGGUAGAAACGUGAUUCGCUCAAAGGAAGCAAGCUGGCCUGGCGGCGUCAUCCCUUACGUGAUGCAACCUGGAAUGACGCAAGAUGAACGUCAGGCCGUGGACAGGGGUAUGGAGCUGGUGUGUCAGGGUUCAUGCAUCACUUUCCGCCCCUAUCAAGAGGGUGACAAGGACUACAUAGUAAUUCUCUACAACAUGACCGGUUGCUGGAGUUACGUUGGUCGACAGGGUGGAGGCCAGGUGGUCAGUCUGCAUCGUGGGGGUUGCUACCACCCCGGAACGGUGGCUCACGAAUUUCUGCAUGCGACCGGAUUUUACCAUCAGCAGAGCGCCGCUGACAGAGAUGGCUACGUCUACAUUGAUUUCGAUAACAUCGAAGAAGGUCAUGAGCACAACUUUGACAAGAAAUCUCCGGCGGAAGUGACUGACUUUGGCGUUGGCUACGAUUAUUCAAGUGUUAUGCAUUACAGCAGAACGGCCUUUUCUAAAAACGGAGAGGACACCAUCAUUCCAUUUGAACCGGGAGCACAAAUUGGACAGCGAGAGAAAGUAUCAAAAAAGGACUUUUUGAAACUGAAUCGGAAGUACAAAUGCAAAAAACGUCCGGCAGCUCGUUGAUUUUUUCAGACAAUGGAUCAUUGAAACAUUUUGGAAAUGAAUUGAACUAAAAAUGCUGUAUUGUUUAUUCCCAAAUAAAUGAAAUUUCACCACGAGCCAUUCCUAUUUUCCA
Molecule: messenger RNA, 1004 nt
Organism: Neocloeon triangulifer
Lineage: Eukaryota; Metazoa; Arthropoda; Insecta; Ephemeroptera; Baetidae
Product: zinc metalloproteinase nas-14-like
Exons: 5
Coding region: 56-892 (278 amino acids)
Biological process (GO): proteolysis
Molecular function (GO): metalloendopeptidase activity; zinc ion binding
Source: RefSeq, a predicted model, not a curated record